Alexandromys fortis (reed vole) is the source of this 213-nucleotide messenger RNA. Its product is annotated as histone H4 type VIII-like. Gene Ontology annotation, molecular function: structural constituent of chromatin; DNA binding; protein heterodimerization activity. The record is from RefSeq and is a predicted model, not a curated record. Lineage: Eukaryota; Metazoa; Chordata; Mammalia; Rodentia; Cricetidae. Gene Ontology annotation, biological process: nucleosome assembly. The transcript has a single exon. Gene Ontology annotation, cellular component: nucleosome. The annotation marks the transcript as partial.
GGGUUUUCUUCCUCUGUCUUAGCAAUGUCUGGUCGCGGCAAGGGCGGGAAAGGCCUGGGCAAAGGCGGCGCCAAGCGCCACCGCAAGGUCCUGCGCGACAACAUCCAGGGCAUCACCAAGCCCGCCAUCCGCCGCCUGGCCCGGCGCGGAGGAGUCAAGCGCAUCUCCGGCCUCAUCUACGAGGAGACCCGCGGGGUGCUGAAGGUGUUCCUG